UCCUCCCUCGGUUCAGCCUGGUGUCCACUCAGCCUCCCUCUGUGCCUCCUCAUCAGACCGAAGUCUCUCCUCACCUCAGUCAUCUCCUAAUACCAGCAAACCACCACAGAGAGGACCAGCCUUUCACCUCACUCCAGAAUGCCUUUCGGAGGAGGAAACAAGUGCGGCUGCUGCCAGAAAACCGUCUACUUUGCUGAGGAAGUGCAGUGUGAGGGGAAGAGCUGGCACAAAUCCUGUUUUCGCUGCAUGGUCUGCAAGAAGAACUUAGACAGCACAACAGUGGCCGUCCAUGUGGAUGAGAUUUACUGCAAAUCAUGCUAUGGGAAGAAAUAUGGACCAAAAGGCUACGGCUUCGGAGGUGGAGCCGGCACUCUGAGUAUGGACACAGGAGAGGGACUUGGAAUCAAGCCUGAAGAACAAGCUCCUCAUCGUCCUACAAAUAACCCUAACCUCUCAAAGUUCGCCCAGAAGCCCGGGGGCUCCGACGUGUGUCCUCGAUGUGGGAAAACAGUUUACGCAGCCGAGAAGGUUGUCGGAGGAGGCAAUUCCUGGCAUAAAAGCUGCUUUCGCUGUGCCAAGUGUGGCAAGGGACUCGAGUCCACGACCCUCGCUGAUCGAGAUGGAGAGAUCUUCUGUAAAGGUUGCUACGCAAAGAACUUCGGUCCCAAAGGCUUCGGCUUCGGUCAGGGAGCAGGAGCUCUGGCUCAUUCCCAGUAAAACCUGAAGCUUCGGCCCACAUGGGACCGACAUUGCUCCGAUAUCCUUGCUUCCGGGACCUUUUAGUCAAUAUCCAGCCUAUACUAUUCUGCCUUUUUUUGCUGGAGUGAAUGGGCAAAGAGGAGUGAAAGACGCACACAAAACACAGCUUUUUGUACGAGUUCAAGUAGAUUUUACUCUGUUUUAAUCUGGAUUAUGGUGUCCUAGUGUUUGAAUGCUAAAAGCAAGAUAUCAUGCAAAAUAUUUAAAACACACUAAACUGUAACGAUGCGUUUGGAUGUGCAUGUUGUGUGGGUUUAAAAUGAGAAAAGGAAAAUGAAUUAGGCUCUGGUGUUGCCAUAAUAAGAGACACUUCCACUGCAAUAACAGAUUUUUAUUAACGUCUGAAUCAUUCGUGAGAUCAACGUGUUUGGAGACCGACAGCUGUGAAGAAACAAGCUCACAUCAAGCUUCACUUACACUCAAGAUAAAGCUAUUCUUUCUGCCUCACAUGUCAAACGUUGUACAUACUGUCUGAAGAUGUAGCAAUGUGCUAUUGCUGAGACACAAAAUAAAUAAAUAUCAGCCAAAAAUAUAAGAAAACAA
This is a messenger RNA of Centropristis striata (black sea bass), 1302 nucleotides long. RefSeq names its product cysteine and glycine-rich protein 1b (gene csrp1b). Gene Ontology annotation, molecular function: actinin binding; structural constituent of muscle. Bases 139 to 717 code for a protein of 192 amino acids. Gene Ontology annotation, biological process: muscle tissue development; sarcomere organization. Gene Ontology annotation, cellular component: nucleus; cytoplasm; Z disc. The record is from RefSeq and is a predicted model, not a curated record. Lineage: Eukaryota; Metazoa; Chordata; Actinopteri; Perciformes; Serranidae. The transcript has 6 exons.